AUCGUGAGCGGCAUCGUCAAGAACAGCGUGCAUACAACGUAUAUACACGGUCUAUGCCGCGCUAGAGCGAUAUAUGCGGCAUAUCGUACUGUGUACAGAUCGUCGAAAGUGCCGUGUUCCAGGACGACUCGCGUCCUCCCUUUUUUUUAUUGCCCACCGUGCACAGAAAUGGGAAGGUAUGUAAGGCUACUUAGAUUGGCUUAUAAGCGGAGUUAUUGCCUGCCUUUCGCGAGGACCAUCACGUGUCAAAGUAUUCUUAUUCUGAUAGUACUGUCGACUACAAUAACAGUGUUUGCACUAGAGUCGGAUUGUAGCGAGGACCCAUGCAUGUAUGGGAUCUGUUUGGACAACGAGAACAGCACCUAUUCUUGUUAUUGUAUCGACGGUUAUACGGGAAUUCAUUGCGAGAUUAAUUGGGACGAGUGCUGGUCGGAUCCUUGUCUCAAUGGUGGCACGUGCAACGACGGCGUUGCUACAUAUAAUUGCACUUGCGUCGAUGGUUUUGUAGGUGUAAAUUGCGAGCAAAAAUAUAGCGAAUGUUCGAAUCAUCCAUGCCUCAACAAUGGCACCUGCGUCGAUUACGAUGGCAUUAUUUGUCAGUGUCCGGAAGGAUAUUCAGGAGAUUACUGCGAGAUAGACGCUUCUGUUUGCAACGAAACAAUAUGCAAAAAUUCCGGCGAAUGCGUCGAAGGACCCGGAAUCUCAUUCUAUUGUCGUUGUCGCGAAGGAUGGACCGGCACUUUUUGCGAUGUGGACGUUGACGAAUGUUUGAAGUCACCGUGCAAAAACGGUGGUCUCUGUAUCAAUGUUCCAGCUUCCUAUACUUGUGCUUGUUUAUUUGGUUUUACCGGCAAGGAUUGCGACAGAGCAGUCGUACCGUGUGAUGAAAAUCCUUGCCAAAACGGAGCAGUUUGUCUAUUGGAGGAUGAACAUCCAGUUUGUUACUGCGUACCGGAUUAUCACGGCGCACUGUGCGAAUUAAAGUACGACGAUUGCGAGUCAAAAUUUGCACAGUGCGACAACGGUGGUACUUGCAUCGACGGUAUCAACAGCUUCACUUGCGCCUGUCUACCGAAUUACAGUGGUUCCAUGUGCGAAUAUAGUUUCCCUUUGACGACAAUCGCUGUAGAAGUAGAGGACACAUCCGAACAGGGAACAAGUUCAAUUAAAACUACAACCGCUAUUGUUUCACCUAGAGUAUCGACUUUAAUAGCGGAUACUUCUGUGUCCUUAUCAUCGACAUCCAAUUUGGUAACAUAUUCGACGUCCCCGAGAACAACUAGUUCGUUUUACACGAAGAGCUAUACGAUGGAGAAGACCACGAUGUCAGGAUACGAGGACGGAAGUUCUCCUGGCAGCGAAAGUGGUGUCUUUCUUACUGAAGUUCCGUCGACGGAUUUCACGAUUAGUAAAGACACAACUCGAGGAGAUGUCGCGACACCGGAGGUUGCAACAAUGUCGUCUACUGCUGCCGAAGGUUUCUCUCAUAUAACUGAAAUAGAAAGUACGGAAAUUUAUUCUCCAACCGGAAGAUCGAUUCAUGAUGGCAAAGUUACCAAGGAUGAGGAUCACACAACAUAUUCGCCGGUCUCCGAAAAAGUAGACGAAGACCUAACACAUGCAACGGAAUACACGAUGAAUUUUAGUCAUCGAUCAACAGUGAUAGGCACAGAUGAAGGACAGAUCGACGAAAAGACUACUGCGACCAUUGCUGUCAUGGAUCACGGUAUCAAUGUAACACUCCCCAUCAAUACGACAUUCCAAUAUACGACGGAAUCGUUACAGAACAGAACCUUCGAUCUCGGAACUACGGUUGUAGAAUCUGAAACUGUUCUACCUUUAACUACCUCGUCGACACUGCCAUCAGUAUUAUCUUCGACUGUCAAAUUCGAGACUCCCACGGUAUCUUCUCCAUUAACAUCCACCAGCGUAUCUUCAUUAAGUCAAACUACUAGUAUUGAGAUGAGCACUACAGAAAUUAGCGCUUGCCGCGGGAAUCAAUGUUCCACAAGUACCACCACGUUAACUUCGCGUAAUGUUACCGAGUAUGCUGACGGCUGCAAGACAGAUUCGACCAUUACGCAAGCGGCUUUCAACGGCAAAUCUUUUGUCAGACAACGCGUCGAAGUAAUAAUCUCCGACAAUAAGAGCGCAACGCUCCGAAUUUACGUUAAGCUCAGAACGGCAUUUAAGAAUGGAAUAAUAUUGCACGUUUACUUCGACAACGAGAGAUAUUCUUUAGUGUACUUGGAACUUGGAUCAUUGAAGUUUCAGUUUUCUUGCGGUUUGGAAACUAUGUUGCUCGGUGAAAUCGAUGCCAUUAUCGAUAACGGAUUCGAAGUGGGCAUUGAUAUGAGCUUUCAAUAUGUUGCCAAUGAUAAAAACGAAAAAUGUUUUGCCAAAUUGCUGGUUAAUGGCACUAUGGCCGUAACCGGUGAACAAAUACUGCCACAACGGGGAAUGGUCCCAAAAUAUGCCAAUUUAUACAUAGGAGGCAUUCCAUUAACGUUUUCGCAUUAUUUUCGUCACGUAGUUAUGGGAUUUAUUGGUUGCAUGGAUUCCCUGAAAGUAAAUAAUAUUUCACGACAUUUUAUUCACGAUUCGACAGAAACAUUUCAGAUCGAAGAGUGCACAUCGUUCUUGUGCUUGUCGAAUCCGUGUCAGAAUUUCGGUGCGUGUGAAGAAAACGAGGGUCGAAUUCGUUGCAAAUGUAUAGCUGGAUACACUGGCCCUUUAUGCGAACAUUCGGCGUGCAAUGACAAUCCUUGUUCGAUGGGUGCGACGUGCGUAAGCUCGCCAGGAACCGGUUUCAUUUGCGUUUGUCCGCUCGGCAGCCACGGGCUUUUCUGCGAAGAAGAUGCUAUCCUAGUGCGGCCAGCCUUCUCGGUUCUCGUCCCCGGUUUCGCGUCGUACAUUGCCUACGGCGUGUCGACUUCGAUAAAAGACACAAUGGAGCUGAAGCUGCGACUCAUCCCGCGUACAUUCGAUCAAAUCUCCCUGAUAGCUUACAUCGGACAGAGAGGUUCGCGUCGCGAUGUUUCGGACCACCUCUCGAUAACAUUCGUGCGCGGCUAUAUUAUGCUUACGUGGGAUUUAGGCUCCGGAGUGCGAAGAAUCUUCACCAGCGAUUCGUUGAGUUCACUAACCGUGGCAGGAUCGGCUGGUAAAAGUAAAACAUAUACUCUCAGGAUUGGAAGGAGAGGCAAAGAAGCAUGGCUUGCGGUAGAGGGUCUCAGCAACGUGACCGGCCAGGCGGUAGGAUCGAUGACUCAACUCGAUGUAUCACCCGUUCUCUAUAUUGGUGGGUACAAGUCGAAAAACUUUGAGACGUUACCGCACGAUCUACCUCUUCAUACCGGCUUUUCCGGAUGCAUAUUCGACGUCGAAUUACGCACAGAUACUUCAAUUCUUCCAUUGACCGGUUCCAGUCCUGCCACCGGCCGCGGCGUUGGCGAAUGCAAUCGCAACGAAUGCAUUCGCCACUCGUGCAAAAACGGUGCGGUGUGUUUGCAUCAUGGAGCAUCGUAUAGCUGUAUUUGUACAAAAGAAUGGGUUGGACCUGAUUGUUCCAUUCCUGUCUGAUUCAUCGAAAAAUAAUCCUCUGGACGCGUAUAAAAGAUUUCUCCCAGCUCUAAUUAAUUAGCAUUAAGGGAGUAAUUUGAUCGGAAUCGAUGUUAUAGACAAUGUUAUAUUACAGUAAACAGG
Camponotus floridanus (Florida carpenter ant) is the source of this 3705-nucleotide messenger RNA. RefSeq names its product protein eyes shut (gene eys). The record is from RefSeq and is a predicted model, not a curated record. Lineage: Eukaryota; Metazoa; Arthropoda; Insecta; Hymenoptera; Formicidae. Bases 169 to 3582 code for a protein of 1137 amino acids. The transcript has 16 exons. Gene Ontology annotation, cellular component: protein-containing complex; plasma membrane. Gene Ontology annotation, biological process: heterophilic cell-cell adhesion; establishment or maintenance of epithelial cell apical/basal polarity. Gene Ontology annotation, molecular function: calcium ion binding.